GCCACCUGGUCUGAGGUCACAGCUGAAUUUGGGAUGGAGCGAGGCUUUCCAUUGAUAGUGGAAAUGGAUGCUACUAAAGCUGUUAAAAAUGCCCUAGUAGUAGCAAAUAAACUUGAGCUAACGCUGAAUUCAGACCCAACUUUGGAGGAACAGAAACUGACAAAAAUUGAAAAAGCAAGCACACCAUUUACUUCUGGAAAUGAAGACCUCAAGCAAAUGUUGGAGAGCAACAAAGAUUCCUCAAAGUUGGAAGCAAUGAAAAGAAUUGUUGGGAUGAUUGCAACUGGGAAAAAUGCCUCUGAAUUGUUUCCAGCAGUUGUGAAGAAUGUUGCCAGCAAAAACAUAGAGAUCAAAAAGUUGGUUUAUGUUUACUUGGUUCGCUAUGCAGAGGAACAGCAAGAUCUUGCUCUUCUUUCCAUCAGCACUUUUCAGCGUGCUUUGAAGGACCCCAAUCAGCUUAUUCGAGCUAGUGCACUGCGUGUUUUAUCCAGUAUCCGUGUGCCAAUUAUUAUUCCUAUCAUGAUGCUGGCCAUUAAAGAAGCUGUUGCUGACCUUUCACCAUAUGUCAGGAAGACAGCUGCACAUGCCAUCCAGAAACUUUAUAGUCUAGAUCCAGAACAUAAAGAACAGUUAAUUGAAAUAAUUGAAAGACUGCUGAAGGAUAAAAGCACGCUUGUUGCUGGAAGUGUUGUGAUGGCCUUUGAAGAGAUUUGUCCAGAAAGGAUAGACCUGAUUCAUAAAAACUAUCGGAAGCUUUGCAAUUUGCUUGUGGAUGUAGAGGAGUGGGGGCAGGUCGUUAUUAUCCACAUGCUGACCAGAUAUGCACGGACCCAGUUUGUUAAUCCCUGGAAGAUGGAUGAAGCAAUAGAUGGAAUGAAUGAGAAGACCUUCUAUGAUUCUGAGGAUGAAAAGAAAGAGAAAAAUAAUGCUGAAAUGAAGCCAUAUGUAAUGGAUCCUGACCACAGAUUACUCCUGCGAAACAUAAAGCCAUUGCUGCAAAGCAGAAACACUGCUGUGGUAUUGGCAGUUGCACAGCUUUAUUGGCAUUUAGCUCCUAAGGCUGAAGUGGGCAUCAUUGCCAAAGCAUUGAUACGUUUACUCCGCAGCCAUAGGGAAGUCCAGUACAUUGUCUUGCAGAACAUCGCAACAAUGUCUCUUCAGAGUAAGGGUAUAUUUGAGCCUUAUCUGAAGAGCUUCUAUAUCAGAUCAACUGACCCAACCCAAAUCAAAACUUUAAAGCUUGAAAUACUAACAAAUUUGGCCAAUGAAGCAAACAUUUCAGUCAUCCUUCGAGAGUUUCAGACCUACGUGAAAAGCCAGGACAAACAGUUUGCAGCUGCUGCUAUCCAAGCAAUUGGAAGAUGUGCAACAAACAUCACUGAAGUGACUGACACAUGCCUUAAUGGUCUGGUCUACCUGCUCUCGAACAGAGAUGAUACUGUUGUUGCAGAAAGUGUGGUUGUGAUUAAGAAUCUUCUGCAGACGCAGUCAGCACAUCAUAGUGAAAUUAUCAAGCACAUGGCCAAACUACUAGACAGCAUUUCUGUGCCAAUGGCCAGGGCAAGUAUCCUUUGGCUGAUAGGAGAGUACUGUGAACGGGUUCCAAAGAUUGCCCCUGAUGUCUUACGGAAGAUGGCUAAGACCUUCACAAAUGAAGAUGAGAUUGUAAAACUGCAGAUUCUAAAUCUGGCAGCUAAAUUAUUUCUAACAAAUGCCAAGCAGACAAAACUGCUUACCCAGUACAUAUUAAAUUUAGGGAAGUACGAUCCAAAUUAUGACAUUAGAGACCGAACAAGAUUUAUUAGGCAGCUGAUUGUUCCGAACGAGAAGAGUGGGGCUUUGAGUAAAUAUGCAAAAAGAAUUUUUCUGGCUGAGAAACCUGCUCCUGUUCUCGAAUCUCCAUUUAAAGGUAGGGAUCGGUUCCAGCUUGGCACAUUAUCGCUCACUCUAAACACCAAAGCGUCAGGGUACUUAGAGCUGUCCGAUUGGCCGGAAGUUGCUCCUGACCCAUCUGUCCGCAAUGUUGAAGUAAUUGAGCCUGUUGCCACUUGCACAACAGCACAGAAGAAGUCUAAGAAGGAGCAAACAUCUGAAUCAUUUUAUUCUGAUACAGAAGAAGUACCAUCUGGCAAUGCCAGUGGUAGUACAAGUAGCAGCAGUGAGAGUGAGUCUGAGAGUGAAAGUGAUGAAAAAAGUGAAGGAGAAAAUAGCACCAGUGAAGACAAUAGCACAAGCUCAUCAAGUGAGGAGGAGAGCGACAGUGAAGAAGAAAAGCAAGAUAAACCUGAAAAGGAAUCGAAACACAAGGAUAGACGUGAUAAAUUGGAAAAGAAACCAACGUCAUCCUCGGCAAAAACAGAAAAAUCUGCUUCUUCAGCCACAGAAUCCAGUAGUACAGAGGAGAGUUCUUCAGAAUCUAAUUCUGAGUCUGCAUCUGAAAGUGAUUCUGAACCAGAGAAAGCUGUCAUUUCAAAAAAGACAAAGGAAGAAGAAAAGAAAAAAGUGAAGGAACCUUCUAGCAAACGGGAAGUGUCUCUAUUAGAUUUGAGUGACUUUGACACAGGUACAGCGUCUGUAGUCCCUCCUAAAGUGCUUUCUCCAAGUCUCGUUGCUGAUCUUCAGGGGUUAACUUUGACCAGUUCAUCUCCUGCUAUCGAGGUCACUAGCCCAGCAUUUGUGCCUAUGAGAUCUCAUGAGCUCUUGCACCGGAUGAGUGGAAAAGGACUAGCUGCCCAGUAUCAUUUCCCAAGACAGCCGUGUAUUUUUGGUGCCAAAAUGGUGUCUGUUCAGAUUACGCUGACUAACACUUCAGACGAGAAAAUAGAGAGCAUUCACUUGAAAGAAGGAAAACUUCCACUGGGAAUGCAGGUUCACAAAUUUGAGUCAAUAGAGUCCCUCGAACCUGAAAAGUCCAUCACAGUUCCUUUAGGCAUUGACUUCUGUGAUUCUACCCAGGCUGCUAACUUUCAGCUCUGUACAAAGAAUGACCAGUUCAGUGUUAACAUUCAGCCCCCUGUUGGAGAAUUGCUUCUGCCAGUUACCAUGUCUGAGAGUGACUUCUUGAAGGAACAAGGAAAGCUGAGUGGUAUGAAUGAAGUUACUGCUGUUAUCAAUGGUACUUCACAGAGCACAACUCAUCAGAGUAUAGUUCAGAAAGUGCUUAACAUUGCAAAUCUAGGAAGUGUUCCUUCAAGUCAACAAAGCAUACACAGGUUUGCAGCUAAAACUGUGCACAGCACAUCACUGGUACUUGUCACUUUGGAGCUGAAGGAAGCCUCAGCAGCACAGCUUGUCAUAAAUAGUGAAAAAAUGGUAAUUGGAUCUAUUUUGCUGCAGGAACUGAAGCCUGUCAUGUCCCUGGGGUAACCUGCUUGCAUCUGGACUUUUGAAUCUGGUGCACACUGAAGAAAAAAAAACAGACUUGGCAUCCAGCACCUAGUGCCUUUCAUUUAUAAUAAUAGCCCUUCCAUCUGGCAGUGAGGGAAAAUGCACUCUUGACAAUCUUGUCUCCUGCUUAAUGCCACCAGUGUAUAUCUAUCCUGUAUGCAAGUCUAUUACUUGUAUUUGUCCCUGCCCGCUGUUUCUGAACCAUUCAUUUUGCAAUCAUCUGUCUAAAUUCUUAGACUUUAAUUCUCAUUUUUUAAACUUCAAUAGAAGGUAUGUUAUGCCCAGUUCAUUUUCCCACUGUAAUUGGCAGAUGCAGAAUGAUUACAUUCAAUAAAACAAUUUGAUUAUGCUUACA
This is a messenger RNA of Protopterus annectens (West African lungfish), 3742 nucleotides long. It is a transcript of the gene AP3B1, whose product is annotated as adaptor related protein complex 3 subunit beta 1. The coding region runs from base 34 to 3366 and encodes 1110 amino acids. Gene Ontology annotation, cellular component: AP-3 adaptor complex; membrane coat; clathrin adaptor complex. NCBI's taxonomy places the organism in Eukaryota, Metazoa, Chordata, Ceratodontiformes, Protopteridae. The record is from RefSeq and is a predicted model, not a curated record. Gene Ontology annotation, biological process: anterograde synaptic vesicle transport; intracellular protein transport; vesicle-mediated transport. The transcript has 27 exons.